AUGAUCUCUGAUCAGGCCAAGAGUGAACACACUAACGGAGAACAGGUACACGGCAAGCAGCUUGCUUCCAAAGGCCAGUUUGGAAAGCAGUUUGGUGUUGUACUCGAGACGGGCUCCAAAGUUCCAGUACAAUGGGUUGAACACCACAAAGAAGAUGGACAGUUGCAACUUCUUGGAGUUGAAGUCAAUGUCUUUAGCAACGUCCCAAUACGAGUCCAUGAACUUAUCAACGAAUUCCAUUCUUAUUCGGCAAAUUGCAAUGGUCUUGUGACUAAAAAAGGCGGGCAACACUGCGUCAUUUUAUAUGGGGUCCCGCUGAACACGCUCCUCGAAAGCACGCAAUCUCUGUUCCUCCUGGCGGAUCUGCUCCUCCUUGUCGAGCCCGUUCACCGCAGCCCCGUGCUGAGAGACAGUGCUGCCGUUAGCAACGCUGGUGACCCCCGUGGUGAUCGACGGCUCCCGCGCACUGCUGAUCUCGCUGGUGUCUGCUUCCUCGCCCAGAGUCUUCAUCCGAUAGUUCUCAUAAAGCACCUCGUGGGUGUAGUCCUUGAAGUCGCUCAGGUGGGUGAUCAACAAGGUGUUCUUCAACGAAACAAAGUCGCUGGUCUCGUUGUCAAACACGUCGAUCGUCCCCCACGGAUACACCCUUACUCUUCUGGUCUCGCCGGUGGCAGGGUCUUUGUGCGUGGUGUUGGAGCCCAUGACGGCAAAUGGCACGGUCUUGGACAGAUAUCUGUUGAGUUCGAUGGUUUCCUCGUCGGCUCCCUCGUCGUUGUUGAAAAAGUCCUCGUUGAAGUUGAAGAUCGGCAACUUGAACCGCUCGAUGUCUUCCAUGAUGAGUUUCUUGUUUAG
Molecule: messenger RNA, 852 nt
Organism: Ogataea philodendri
Lineage: Eukaryota; Fungi; Ascomycota; Pichiomycetes; Pichiales; Pichiaceae
Exons: 2
Coding region: 1-852 (283 amino acids)
Source: RefSeq, a predicted model, not a curated record